AUGGCCGCCGGGAUCGCGCUCUCCCUGUGCCCCGCGCCGUCGCCUCCGCCGCCACCGUCGACGCGCGGGCAGACGAGGAGGUGCCUCGCGCCGUCGCCGUCGCCGCUGCCGCACGGGCGCCUCGCCGUCCGCGGCCGCCUCGCGUGUCGCGCCGCCACCGCCUUCCAGAAGCUCGACGCCGUCGCGGUGCGGGAGGAGGAGGCCACGUUCAGGGAGGCGGCGGCGGCGGGGCACAACCUGCUGCCCCUCCGGCGCUGCAUCUUCUCCGACCACCUCACCCCCGUGCUCGCCUACCGCUGCCUCGUCAGGGAGGACGACCGCGAGGCGCCCAGCUUCCUCUUCGAGUCCGUCGAGCAGGGCUCCCAGGGCACCAAUGUGGGGAGGUACAGCGUGGUCGGGGCACAGCCGGCCAUGGAGAUCGUGGCCAAAGCCAACCAAGUGACGGUGAUGGACCACGAGAAGAAGUCCAAGAAGGAGCAUGAUGCGUCUGAUCCAAUGAAGAUCGCCAGGGAAGUUAUGGAGCAGUGGAAUCCGCACGUUACUGAGGACCUCCCUGAUGCAUUUUGUGGAGGAUGGGUCGGGAAUUUCUCAUAUGAUACGGUGCGUUAUGUUGAGACGAAGAAGCUUCCAUUUUCUAAGGCGCCUGAGGAUGAUAGGAACCUCCCUGACAUCCAUUUAGGCCUCUACAAUGACAUAGUUGUGUUUGAUCAUGUUGAAAAGAAAACACAUGUCAUUCAUUGGGUGAGGGUGGAUUGUUAUCACUCAAUUGAUGAAGCGUAUGAAGAUGGAAAGAAUCGGCUGGAAACUUUGUUAUCAAGAUUGCACAGCCUUAAUGUACCAACUCUUUCUGCUGGUUCUAUUAAACUUAAUGUUGAGGACUUCGGGUCAACAUUACAAAAAUCAUCAAUUUCUGCUGAGAACUAUAAGAAGUCAGUUGUGCAAGCGAAAGAGCACAUUCUAGCUGGUGACAUUUUUCAAGUGGUCCUAAGCCAACGUUUUGAGAGGCGGACAUUCGCGGACCCUUUUGAGGUGUAUCGCGCAUUGCGCAUUGUCAAUCCUAGCCCUUACAUGGCCUAUCUGCAGGCACGGGGGUGUAUUCUUGUUGCAUCAAGUCCUGAGAUUCUUACUCGGGUGGAAAAGAGGACAAUUGUCAAUCGGCCACUUGCUGGAACAAUUAGAAGAGGAAAGACAAAAGCUGAAGACAAGGUUCUAGAACAACUCUUGUUGAGUGACGAAAAGCAAUGUGCCGAGCAUAUUAUGUUAGUAGAUCUGGGACGCAAUGACGUUGGAAAGGUGUCCAAACCAGGUACAGUAAAGGUUGAGAAACUGAUGAAUGUGGAGCGAUAUUCACAUGUCAUGCACAUCAGCUCGACAGUUACUGGGGAGCUGCUUGAUGAUCUUACAUGUUGGGAUGCACUGCGAGCUGCAUUGCCUGUUGGAACAGUUAGUGGUGCUCCUAAGGUGAGAGCGAUGGAGUUGAUCGACGAGUUGGAAGGGAAGAUGCGUGGUCCAUACGGUGGCGGCUUUGGCAACAUCUCCUACCGCGGCGACAUGGAUAUCGCCCUUGCCCUGCGUACCAUCGUCUUCCCAACGGCUUCCCGGUUCGACACCAUGUACUCUUAUGACGGCGACAACAGCGCACGCCAGGAGUGGAUAGCGCACCUCCAAGCCGGAGCCGGGAUCGUCGCCGAUAGCAAGCCAGAUGACGAGCACCAGGAGUGCCAGAACAAGGCUGCCGGCCUCGCUCGUGCCAUCGAUCUCGCGGAGUCUACCUUCCUUGACUUCUCGGAUGUGUAACAGAUUAGCUCUCGCUCUUCCUAAUUUGAAGUCUGGCAGAAAACAUCCAAGUCUGUCCGCUGUCGGUGCUGCACCAAAUAAACAAUUGUAGCUAGUGUAAUAAGUUUUCAAUCAAUAAAAUAUGCAGCAGAUUGGAAUUCAA
Messenger RNA from Lolium rigidum, 1939 nucleotides. Its product is annotated as anthranilate synthase alpha subunit 1, chloroplastic-like. The transcript is spliced from 11 exons. Lineage: Eukaryota; Viridiplantae; Streptophyta; Magnoliopsida; Poales; Poaceae. Gene Ontology annotation, molecular function: anthranilate synthase activity. Gene Ontology annotation, biological process: L-tryptophan biosynthetic process. The record is from RefSeq and is a predicted model, not a curated record. Bases 1 to 1797 code for a protein of 598 amino acids.